Strongylocentrotus purpuratus (purple sea urchin) is the source of this 2568-nucleotide messenger RNA. Its product is annotated as sodium- and chloride-dependent betaine transporter-like. The transcript has 15 exons. Gene Ontology annotation, biological process: sodium ion transmembrane transport. Bases 577 to 2553 code for a protein of 658 amino acids. The record is from RefSeq and is a predicted model, not a curated record. Lineage: Eukaryota; Metazoa; Echinodermata; Echinoidea; Camarodonta; Strongylocentrotidae. Gene Ontology annotation, cellular component: membrane.
GCCUGCCGUGCAUAUCACAUGCAGAGUGAGCAGCAAAGUCUCUGCAUCCAGCAUUUUCACCUGUUAAGUACAUGGAUAGCGGGGGAGCCAACUCUUGCAUUAUAUUGCGCUCAAAAUGCAUUUGAACAUCUCGCGAUAACAUAUUAGCCCAUUUCCUUCUCAUCAAUUUCACGGUGAACCACAUCAUUCGUACAACGGAUUCCAUUCGCCUCGCUGGCUGCAACAACUAUUACCACACAACUCCGACAACAUCGCAAAUUGAUAUUUUCGCAUUCCAGAUCGAAUUGAUAGAAACAGACGGAGGGACACAUGGACACAUUUUGCAUUUCAGUGAAAACGACCUCCGUUUUUCUCCGGCAUCCUCACCCUUGUCUCAAAAGCGGAUUGCACGCUUAUUUCUGUUCAUCGUCGCCUUCCUUCAACUUGUCCGUCUUUCUUUGUGGCCUUGAUCCUUUCAGUAUUGGCUUUGUUCGUUGAAAUCAGCUGCACGUCUCCGCCACUGAGAAGUAAGUAAAUUGAAAAGAAUUCAAAUUUUCCCGAGAACAAUCGCCGUGAAUACGUUUCAAGACAGAGGAGAUGACCGUAUUCUCACAGGAUUCCGGCUGGUCUGCGGUCCCUAAACAAGACCCGGGAGCCAACGGGGAUGCAGUCAAGACCAAAGGGGAAGACUCGGAGCAGCUGAAAAGCAGAGGCACUUGGACUGGGAAACUGGAUUUUGUGCUCGCUCUUAUUGGUUUCUCUGUCGGAUUAGGAAACGUCUGGAGAUUUCCAUAUCUCUGCUAUAAAAAUGGAGGAGGUGCUUUCCUGAUCCCGUAUUUUAUUUGUCUGUUUAUUGGAGGGAUACCUCUCCUGAUCCUUGAGAUUGGUCUUGGUCAGUACACCAACCAAGGCGGUAUAACAGCAUGGAAUAUCAGUCCUAUAUUCAAAGGCAUUGGUCUGGCCAGUGUGGUCAUCCUUCUGUUCCUGAACACCUACUACAUCAUCAUCAUGGCCUGGUCGUUCUACUACAUGUUCAUGUCCUUCACUUCCGUACUACCCUGGUCCCACUGCGACAACGUAUGGAACACGCCCUGCUGCUUCGUUCCCGAAGCCGUCAACCAGACCAGUGACGUGACGACCCAACUCAUGACCACUGCCGACGGUGGGAUGUUGCAGAAUGUGACAGAGUGCGCCAAUGAAACGCUCAGGACAACUGCCACUGUGGAGUUCUGGGAACGCAAGGUGCUUCAGAUCCACUUAUCCGAUGGUGUCCAUGAUCUAGGUGGGAUGAACUGGCAGCUCAUGCUUUGUUUGAUUCUCUCCUGGCUCCUCAUCUACCUGUGCAUCUGUAAAGGAGUCAAGAGUUCGGGAAAGGUCGUGUACUUCACUGCCACCUUCCCUUACGUUCUGCUCACCAUUCUGAUGAUUCGGGCGGUGACGUUACCGGAUGCCAUCAAUGGUAUUUACUUCUACUUGAACCCAAACAUUUCAAGGCUUGCCGACAGUCAGGUUUGGAUGGAUGCUGCAACCCAGAUUUUCUUCUCCUACUCAAUUGGUCUCGGCACAAUGGCUGCUCUUGGCAGUUAUAAUAAAUUUAAUGUCAAUUUCGUCAGGGAUGCAGUCAUUUUCGCCUGUACAAACAGUGGCACAAGUCUGUACUCUGGUUUUGUGAUUUUCUCCGUUUUGGGCUUCAUGGCUGGCAGGCAGGGGGUUGAAGUUGCAGACGUAGCAACGUCAGGUCCAGGGUUGGUGUUCAUCGCCUAUCCAGAGGGUAUAUCCCAGAUGCCCAUCGCGCCACUUUGGGCUUUCCUCUUCUUCUUCAUGCUCAUCAUCCUGGGCAUUGAUAGUCAGUUUGUUGGUGUUGAAGGCUUUGUGACUGCGUUCAUCGAUCUCUUCCCUAACUACUUGCUGAAAGGAAGCAGGAGAGAGUACUUUGCAUUCUUCACAUGCCUCGGCUUCUGUAUAGCAGGUUUACCUAUGGUUACAUAUGGAGGAAUGUAUGUAUUCCAGCUGUUUGACAACUAUUCAGCCAGCGGCGCUGCGCUUCUCUUUGUAUCCUUCUUUGAAAGCGUUGCUAUAGGAUGGGUUUAUGGUGCUGACAGGUUCAUAGGGAACUUCAAAACAAUGCAUGACUUCAGAGCUUUAUUUUGCUGUGGGCAAUAUCUGAGGCUAACCUGGAUGAUAACCACUCCAUGCUUUGCUAUGGCUAUUUUUAUCUUCAGUCUGGUGGAAUACAAACCUCUGAAGUACAAUGAUGUUUAUGUGUACCCCUGGUGGGGAUACAUGAUUGGCUGGAUGAUGUCACUUUCAUCCAUGAUCUGCCCUCCGACUUACUUCUGCUAUCAACUCAUCUUCAACAGCAAGGGUUCUCUCAAAGAGCGCUGGACGAUGUUGACCACUCCCAGGCUGACCCACCUGAGGAGCAACGAUGAGGUCGUUGAGGAGGUGCCAGACCUGGAGAUGAUCAAGGUGGAUGCGCACGGUGAGAACGGAACCAGCUUUCCACCUUCCUAUGACGAGGUCACAGAGAACAAUGGCAAUGCCAACAUGCAAGAUGUUAACCUCAAUGUAUAAGACACCUUGUAAAAC